This is a messenger RNA of Pipistrellus kuhlii (Kuhl's pipistrelle), 2948 nucleotides long. RefSeq names its product cell division cycle 6 (gene CDC6). The record is from RefSeq and is a predicted model, not a curated record. Gene Ontology annotation, molecular function: ATP hydrolysis activity; DNA replication origin binding. Bases 509 to 2311 code for a protein of 600 amino acids. The transcript has 13 exons. Lineage: Eukaryota; Metazoa; Chordata; Mammalia; Chiroptera; Vespertilionidae. Gene Ontology annotation, cellular component: nucleus. Gene Ontology annotation, biological process: DNA replication initiation; mitotic DNA replication checkpoint signaling; cell division.
AAAUGUAGCCAUUAGAAUAACGAAAAUGAGUUAAGUGCAGCCCUGAGAAGGAGCGACCACAUCUUUGUACCUCCCAUCGAGAGAAAGGCAAAGUCACGUGCGGUAAAGACUACAUCUCCCGCCGAGCUUUGCGGCGUGACCAGUUCGCCUUACGCAGAGUCGCUCCCUUCACGUCUUUCCGGCCGAGGUCCCGGAUGUAGAUUGCCCCCGCGGCCCGCUCCGCUUAGUAGGCGUGGCCUUAAGAGGGCUCUGAGACCUGGGACUCUCUCAUUGGCUGUGCAUUGGACGCAGGGGAGGGUGGGCGUUGGCCUUGGCGCGCGGCAUUCCGGCGACAGCCAAUCGGAAACCUGCCUGGCCUUUGGCGGGAGGCCGGAAAGCUGGGGCUGUGCACAUUUGGCGCGAAUGUGUCUGGACUUUGCUGCCGCCGGUGUGUUCAGGGGCUCGUGAAGAACCCCUGGAGCCCUGUGCGGAGAGGAGGGAAGGAUCCGGCCCUGAGUGUGUUGCCAUCAUGCCUCAAACCCGAUCCCAGUCACAGGCCACCAUCGGCUUUCCAAAAAAGAAGCCGUCUCGGACGUUGGACAAAGCUAAAACCUCGAGUGACACCAAAGUAGAGCUGACCAAGGUCAAGGCCAUCCCCCUUACUCCGUGUGCAAAAAGCCUGCCCCUCAGCCCCAGGAAGCGCCUGGGUGACGACAACCAAUGCAAUACGCCCCGUUUAUCAUCCUGCUCGCCACCAAAGCUGAGCAAGAAAGAGAACGGUCCCCCUCACUCCCACGCACCCAGGGGCCGCAAACUGGUAUUUGACAACCAGCUGGCAGUUAAGUCUCCGGGCAAGAGAAGGCAAGCCGGAGUUCACCAAAACAAAACGUGUUCCUCUGUUCGAAAAGGUCAGGAAAUCACUGCACACCCUGAGCAGAGACGGCCCCCGGAGAAGGAACCUGUGUGCGCGAGGCUGUUUAAGCAAGAAGGCACUUGCUACCAGCAAGCAAAGCUGGUCCUGAACACAGCUGUCCCCGAUCGGCUGCCUGCCAGGGAGAAGGAGAUGGAUGUCAUCAGGAGUUUCCUGAGGGAGCACAUCUGUGGCAGAAAAGCUGGAAGUCUUUAUCUCUCUGGUGCUCCCGGAACUGGAAAAACAGCCUGCUUAAGCCGGAUUCUGCAAGACCUCAAGAAGGAGCUGAAAAGUUUUAAAACUAUCAUGCUGAAUUGCAUGUCCUUGAGGAGAGCCCAGGCUGUAUUCCCAGCGAUUGCUCAGGAAAUUGGUCAGGAAGGAGCAUCCAGGCCAGCUGGGAAGGACAUGAUGAAGAAACUGGAAAACCAUUUUACUGCAGAGAAGGGCCCCAUGGUCGUGCUGGUGCUGGAUGAGAUGGAUCAGCUGGACAGCAAAGGGCAGGAUGUGUUGUACACACUGUUUGAAUGGCCAUGGCUGAGCAAUUCUCGAUUGGUGCUGAUUGGCAUUGCUAAUACCUUGGAUCUCACAGACAGAAUUCUGCCAAGGCUUCAAGCUAGAGAGAAAUGUAGGCCACGGCUUUUGAACUUCCCACCUUACACCAGGAAUCAGAUAGCCACUAUCUUGCAGGAUCGACUUAAUCAAGUCUCCCGAGAUCAGAUCCUGGACAGCGCUGCGAUUCAGUUCUGUGCCCGGAAAGUCUCUGCCGUUUCUGGAGACGUUCGCAAAGCGCUGGAUGUUUGCAGAAAAGAGGGCUUGUUUCUCAGCGGGGAGUUCUGCAUGUCUCCCGUGUUAAUGUCUGAAACAUUAUCAGUCCAUUACCUACCGAGGGAGGAACAAAUGAGAUGUUGCUGGCACUCCCCGUGGAGAGCUAUUGAAAUUGUAGAGUCGGAUGUCAAAAGCCAGACUAUCCUCAAACCACUGUCUGAAUGUAAGUCAUCCUCUGAGUCACUGGUUCCGAAGCGGGUUGGCCUUAGUCACAUAUCCCAGGUCAUUUCAGAAGUUGAUGGAGACAGGAUGACUUCAAUCCAAGAUGGAGCACAAGACUCCUUCCCUCUGCAGCAGAAGAUCUUGGUCUGCUCUUUGCUGCUCUUGACCAGGCAGUUGAAAACCAAAGAGGUCACUCUGGGGAAGCUCCACGAGGCCUAUGGCAGCGUCUGCCGCAAACAGCAGGUGGCGGCAGUGGACCAGUCCGAGUGCCUGUCCCUCUCGGGGCUCUUGGAGGCCAGGGGCAUUUUAGAGUUAAAGAAAAACAAGGAGACCCGCCUCACCAAGGUGUCUUUGAAGAUUGAAGAGAAGGAAAUAGAGCAUGCUCUGAAAGACAGAACUUUAAUUGGAAAUAUCUUAGCUACUGGAUUGCCUUAAAUUCUUUUUUUUCCUACACUAAUACCCCACCUGAAAGUAAUCCAGUGUUAUUUAGACCGUUAUAAAGUCUUCUUGUUAGUACUUUAAUGUAUUCAGGUCUGAAAACAAUCCUUUUUUUUUUUUUUUACUUGAAAGUGAUCGAUUUUAAUUUAUAGAUUCAAGAAUGUUUACAUAGACUAUAACAUCUUUGGGUCUUAUUAUUUGGGGGGAGGUUCUUUUUUAUGCAUUAAAAAUGAGGGUCUUAUUAUUCUUAUGCAUUAAAAAUGACCAAGUAGACCCUUUUAAAUUAUAUUUACUACCUUAAGUUUGCAAGGAUAUAGAUUUAUGUUGUGGACUGUGCAUAUAUUUACCCCUUUGUUCCCUCAAACAUUGGUGUAUUUGAAAGAACUUUGGCACUAAAAUCAGAAGAAUGGAAAAGGGCGAUCCAGCCAAACAAGCAAGUCCUCAUGACAACAUGGAGGACACUUCGUGAUCAAAGGAUUUCUUUCUUUCUGGAGCUUCCUGUGUUCGCGUUGCAGAUACUUCCACAUUGUGGCAUUUUAAAGGCUCACUGCGUUUCUGAGGCCCUCCCCAGGGAAGUGGGGGUAGUAAGCAGAAUGUAACUCUACAGAUUGUGAAUAUAUUUAUUUUCAAGUUG